AUGGGGUUUCAGAGCGCGACCCUCGCCGCAGCCAACGCUACUCCUGUCGCGUUCCGAACCAGCAGCUUGAGCAGCCAGACUAAGCCCGAACACGGUUGUAGCAGCAGCUACAUCCAGGUCCCCCACCGCAUCGCGUCUUCCCCUUCAUUCCUCCGCGCAACGACGUACCCCGCACACGUCCGCAGGCAAAUUUUGGCAAUUCCGCUGCGCGUUACGGCGGAAACUUCCCCUGCAGAUACUGCCAAGCCUGGCGGCCCCAAACCUGGCGGUUCCAAGCCUAGAGACGUGACUCCCGCCGCCGCUGCUGCUGCUGACGGUCCGGGGGUUGUAGCGGGAGCUUCUGCCGUCCUGGAGGCGCCUGCGGUGCUUCAGCCGUCGUCGGCGGCCGGCAGCGACCCAGAUGCGGUCCGGCUGGUACCGCGAGUGGAAGAGCGCGAGGGGUAUUGGGUCCUAAAGGAGGAGUAUAGAACGAGUCUUAAUCCCGCGGAGAAGAUUAAGAUUGCCAAGGACCCGAUGACGCUGAUCGCGCAAGGCGGUAAGGCGCUUCGGGAGCUGGCUUUAAAGACGAUGGCGGAGGUGGACGGGAGUAAGGAGGCGAAAGACGACAUCGACUCGCGGUUCAAGUGGCUGGGGCUGUUUCAUCGCCGCAAGCAGCAAUACGGUCGCUUCAUGAUGCGCCUGCGGCUGCCCAACGGCAUCAUUACGAGCGAGCAGACGCGGUUCCUCGCUGACGUCAUCAGCCGUUACGGCGAGGAGGGCGUGGCGGACAUCACGACGCGGCAGAACUGGCAGAUCCGCGGGGUGACUCUUCAGGACACUCCGGACAUCAUUGAGGGGUUGAACAAGGUGAACCUGAGGUUUAUUCAGAGCGGAAUGGACAAUGCGCGCAACGUGGUGGGCAACCCACUGGCGGGGAUAGACCCCCUCGAGAUCAUCGACACACGGCCCUUCUGCCAGGCCAUCGAUGACGUCAUCACGGGGAAUGGGGAGGGCAACACUGCUUUGUCGAACCUUCCGCGCAAGUGGAAUGCCAGUGUGGUGGGCUCACACGACCUAUUCGAGCAUCCCCACAUCAACGAUCUCGCCUUCAUGCCGGCCCUCCGCCGAACCUCGGGCAGAGGUUCGGACGGAGGUUCGGAGGAGGGGUGGGAGAUGGGGUUUGAGAUGCACGUGGGGGGCUUCUUCAGCAGCAAGCGGUGCGAGGAGGCGAUCCCGAUGGACGCAUGGGUGCCAGCUCAGCCUGCUGACGUGGCGGCUGCCAGCAGGGCAGUGCUGGAGGCGUUCCGGGACCUUGGGAGCCGCAGCAACCGGCAAAAGACGAGGAUGAUGUACCUUAUAGAGGAUCUGGGCAUGGAGGUGUUCCGAGCUGAGGUGGAGAAGCGCAUGCCCAAUGGCCACCUGCCACGUGUCAGCUCCACCUCUCAACUCACCACCAACGGUAGCACCACCGCCAGCAGCAGCAACGGCACCACCGGCACCAGCAGCACUACUGCUAACCCCACAGUCCAGUCCCUGAUUGAUCCAUCCUGGUCUCGAAGGUCCUACCUAGGGGUGCAUCCCCAAAAGCAGCCUGGGCUGGUCUAUGUGGGUCUGCACGUGCCUGUGGGUCGGGUUCACCCGUCGACCCUGCACGAGCUCGCGCGAUUGGCCGAGGAGUACGGCUCGGGGGAGGUUCGGCUGACUGUGGAGCAGAACGUGAUUAUACCGAACGUGCCUGAGGGGAGGGUGGCGGAGCUGCUGAAAGAACCGCUAUUUGUCGGUGGGAGUGGAGAGGUGGCAACGGGGGGAGAGAAAGGGGAGGGAGAGGCGGGGGCGGAGGAGGGGAAGGGGGAAGUGGGGAAAGGCGAGGGAUUGUAUGGGUUGAGUGCGCAGCCGGGGAAUCUGAUGGGGUCUCUGGUGGCGUGCACUGGUAACCAGUUCUGCGGACAGGCGAUCAUUGAAACCAAGCAGAGGGCGUUGCAGGUGAGAGGUGCAUUGCGGUUGGGAGGGGCUGUAUGGGUUUCUAUAUGGUUGAGUCUGAUGGGGCCACUGGUGGCAUGCACUGGUAACCAGUUCUGCGGACAGGCCAUAAUUGAAACGAAGCAGAGGGCCCUGCAGGCGAGGGGGGGGCGAUCAAGCGGGGGUAUACGGGGUAGUGCAGGUCACGCGACAGCUGGAAGAAACUUUGAAUCUGCCCGAGCCAGUGAGGAUCCACUGGACCGGCUGCCCGAACUCUUGUGGGCAGGACCUGCUGUGCUGCGGGCUGCAUGCUGCCUGAUGUUUGAAAUGAAGAGACUAGACCUGCUGCAGAUAGCCGCGCUUCUCGCGCUGUCCCUGGCGCUGCUGCUCGCAGUCGCCCGCGCCGGCAGCCCACUGACGAGCGCCACCGCGAACGAGAAACCCGACCCGAGCAGCAAGAAGGACGACGGGCUCAUGACCGAAAUCCCGGCGGAUAUCGCGAAGCAGGCCGCGACGGGCAACGCGGCGGGAGUCACCUACGUGGAUACCGCACAGGAUUCGUUCUUCAUGGCUGAUGUGAAGAAGGCGGGGUGGAACGCGCAGAAAUGCCCCCCUGGAUUGAACAAGGAGCUUGCGGGGGCAUGCACGCCGAAAAAUUGCUCCAAGGGAGGUAUUCCCGCUAAGUGGAAAACCGCUUAUCUGCAAAAGAACAAGCUCGGUUACGAGCUGUACGUGCCGGGCAACCCGCUGACGUUGCUCAAGGCGAACCCCGCGUCGUGCUGCAAUACCUGCGCCGCGACCCCGCUCUGCACGUACUGGCAGUACAUUCCCGAUAUUACUAUUGACGGGAAGAAGGGCAAGGGCGCGUGCUAUUUGAUCCACGACCAGAUUGAUUUCACCUGCGGAGAGAUGACUGCACAGUAUUCGACGGAAACGAAGCCGGUGAAUCUUCAGGUGCGCAUCGGCGGAGAGUGCAACCCUAGCGCAAAGAUCCUCAACGACCCGCAUUUGGUCGGCGCGCACGGCACACAUUUCGACUUCAACGGCCGCCCCGACAAGGCGUUCUGCCUGCUCACGGACCGCGAUCUUCACGUGAACAUGCUGUUGAGGGGGUACUAUGACGAGCGCACCGAUAAUGCCGCGCUUGUUGUUGACGGAAAGGCGGUGCACACGUGGAUUAAGGAGCUCGGGAUCGUCUGGACUGCACAGGGCGCGGACCACAAGAUUCGGCUCGCGGCGCGCGGCGGCAAGCAGCAGGAGCGCGGCGACGGGUUCAUGAAGAGCAUCGAGAUUGACGGCGAGGAGAUCCCGAGGAUGAAGGUUGGCGACACGGUGACGAGCGACGGCGGGCUGACGGUUCACUUCCGCGGGCUCGAGAAGGAAGGACCGUUCGAUGUGGAUUACUACAUGCUGACGAUCGACGGUCUGAUUUCGUUGGAUCUGCGCCUGCGCGUCGCGCACCCGAAGCUGCAGACCCCGACCGACGCCGAGGCGCAUAUCAACGUCGGGAUUGCCGAGCUGGAGCACACGGAAGAGAUUCACGGUGUGUUGGGGCAGACGUACCGCGCGGAUCACUCGCAGCGCGCCGCGGAUUUCCAGCGUUUGAUCGCGAGCCUGCACCGUCCGAUUUCGGCUGACGGCGCAGAGGGGAAGGGGUUCUUGGAUGGCACACCCAGGUCGUAUGAGGCGAGUGAUGUGCUCGCUGUGGACUGCGCUUAUACCGCGUAUGGCCGCGCCAGGAAGGUUAUGCCCGUGCAACAGUUCCCGUAG
Molecule: messenger RNA, 3708 nt
Organism: Closterium sp. Naga37s-1
Lineage: Eukaryota; Viridiplantae; Streptophyta; Zygnematophyceae; Desmidiales; Closteriaceae
Source: the annotation of a GenBank genome assembly